UUAGAAUAUUGUUGUCAGAUAAAAUAUCACGUCAUGUCAGCAAGUAUUACGAAGGAUGUAAACAAAAGAAUGCUGAAUCCCCUGGGCAGAUGUACACUUCUACAGGUAUUGAAAGCUUUGACAAGUACGGUAACAGGGGAAGAAUAGAGUAUAAUCCCCAAGGUGAGGGUGUAUUGGAUGAUCCUGCAUGUGGAUGCUUACUCUGCAGGAAAGAGGGGGAAAGAGUGGGUCCCACUCUCCCUUCCUCACAUCAAACAGCGAUUGGCUCCUACGGAGUAAAUCUCCUAUCAGAGAGCUACCUAUACCGUCCUCACUUAUCCCACUGACGGAGGAGGGAGCACGGAGAAAAAAAAGCCAGCUGACCCCCACAGACAAAAUACAGUGAGUUUCCUACAUGUGUUUUUGUUUGCCUGUGUUUGUGUCCGUGUGCAUGUGUACGCUUGUGAGUGCGUGUGGGUACCUCUGCCAUCUCUGGUUUCGUUUAGGGUAUUAAAUUACCCAGUGGGAGCUUUAAUAGAGCUAGAGACACUCUUGAUUGUGACUCUGGAUGAGGGAGAGAUUGAAGGAAAGAAGGGGAAGCACAGCAGAGCUGCCAAGCAGGGUAGAGAGGGUACAACAACUUCUACAGAGCCGGGGACACGGAUUACACAGAGGACUGAAUCCAAAAGUUGUGUACAGCUGCCUGAAUGAUAAUCAGGAGGAGGGAGGCCCUGCCAGCAUCUUCAGUGUGGCACUGGUUCUGGUGUCCCCUCUGUCUCCUGCAGUCGAACCAGGCUGAUAGACAGAGCUGUGGCUAGCGACAAGAAAGGGGAUGGAGGUGCCGCUUGUUAAUUUUGAGAACAUGGAUGAUGUCGGCAUCAACCUGGGAGACCCGAGUGACUCCGGGUACCCGACCUCACCUGCCUCAGAGGCCCCCGAUCAGAAUCUUUUACCCCAUCGUCUGACUUCUCCCCACCAGUCGCCACAUAGAGGACGACGUGGGCAUCAGUCUGGUCAAGAAGGGUUGUCACCGUCCAGUCCUCCGUCUCUAACCACUAAAGCAAACUCCAGCAGUGCCAGUUUGAUCUCUAAUCUGAAGCUCCUCAUCAAUAGUGAGUCUCCCACUGACAGCGUCUUCAGUAAGAUGGCGAAGGAUUGCUAUGAGAAUGAAGAUUUAUUUGAAAAGCAUUGCAUGGAAGAGAAAGACGAGAAAGUUGUUAUCAAUAUUUCAGGCUUGAUGUUUGAGACACAGAUCAGCACCCUGAAUAAAUUUCCAGAGACACUGCUCGGUGACCCCAUGAAGAGGAUAAGCUACUUUGACCCGAUGAAAAACGAGUACUUUUUUGACCGAAAUCGUCCGUCUUUUGAUGGCAUUCUGUACUACUAUCAGUCAGGGGGGAGAAUCCGCAGACCAGCCAAUGUUCCCUUAGAUGUUUUUGCGAAUGAAAUAGUUUUCUAUGAGUUGGGUCAUGAAGCGAUGGAGCAGUUCCGUGAAGACGAAGGGUUUGUCAAAGAGCCAGAGGUCCUUCUGCCUACCAAUGAACUCCAACGACAAUUCUGGCUCCUGUUUGAAUACCCAGAAAGCUCCAGUGCAGCCAAAUCUGUAGCUCUAGUUUCUGUGUUUGUCAUCGUCAUUUCCAUCUUCAUCUUCUGCCUAGAGACUCUGCCAGAGUUCAGGGAUGACACUGACUUUGUCACGGGUUUAACUCAAAUCAUCAACGGGACCCAAGACAGUUCUCCUCCUCAUUCCGCCACUAAAGACGUGAUGGCGUAUAUAACGGACCCCUUUUUCAUUGUGGAGACUAUUUGCAUCAUUUGGUUCUGCUUUGAAGUCGGUGUACGUUUUGUGGUGUGCCCCAGCAAAAGUGAUUUCUUCAAUAACAUCAUGAAUAUCAUUGACAUUGUCUCCAUAAUUCCCUACUUUGUAACCCUGGGAACAGAGUUAGCUACAACCCCUGAUGAUGAUAUGAACUCUGGUCAGAACAUGUCCCUGGCAAUCCUAAGAAUCAUCCGUCUAGUGAGAGUCUUCAGAAUUUUUAAGCUCUCCCGGCACUCAAAAGGUCUUCAGAUCUUGGGACAGACUUUGAAAGCUAGUAUGAGGGAACUUGGACUGCUCAUCUUCUUCCUUUUUAUAGGAGUCAUCCUAUUCUCAAGUGCCAUCUACUUUGCAGAAGUGGAUGAGCCCCAGACGCAGUUUGUUAGCAUCCCUGACGGCUUCUGGUGGGCUGUGGUGACAAUGACCACUGUGGGAUACGGAGACAUGUGCCCCAUCACAAUGGGAGGCAAAAUGGUCGGCACCCUCUGUGCCAUUGCUGGUGUCCUGACCAUUGCCUUGCCCGUCCCCGUCAUCGUCUCUAACUUUAACUAUUUUUACCACCGUGAAACUGAGCAGGAGGAGAAGCAGAUAAUGGAUGCGGCGGCAGAGGCUGCCCUGAAAAUGUCAGCUGCAAACAAGUAUGGAAGCACACCCUCACUAAACAAAAGUAACGGCACCUGGCAGAAUGAGAAAAAUGGCAUGCACUGAUAGAGAAACUAAAGAUUUAUAUCAAGGGCAUGAACACAUGGACAGACAAACAUAUCCAGUAGUAAGAUGCACUGGGGGAUAUCAGUUUAUCUUUCUCACUAUUUUGUACUCCAAACAUGACAGCAUUUGUGCAUAUUGUAACAGUAUUAAUAGGCACUGUGUAGUGAGACAGCCUUUACACAAGUUGUCUGUCUGCUCGUGGAUGUGUCAAAGUGCAAUUAAAACAACUCAGCAACUACUAGGUAACCUUGGUGAGAAGAACUCAAAGGUACAAUUAUUAUCUUUCAUCCAGUGCAAUUUGAAGAAAAAGGGUGAUGGCUCAUUUACACUACAGAAAGGUUGUCCUUGUAGAGAAUUGUACAAGUGAAAGGCAGAGAAAGUUGUAAAUUUGACCAAAAUGUCCUUAACGUCUGUAUCACAGUAAGUUUAUCCCACAAAAGAAAUCCAAAACGGUUUUGAUAAUCGUAGCAUUUAAACUGGAAGUAUACUCUGAGCUCAUAUUACAACACAUUUCCAUGUUAGUCUAAACUUUGUCAUAUUCAGCAAAAUCUAGGUAGAACUUGGCAUGACUUUCAAGGUCGUGCAGAAUUUGUCCAGUGUAAGGCAAGAGGACCUCAGCGCACACAUUGUCUUAUCAGCAAAUCUAUAGUUGUGAAUGCUCAGCUGGCAGCACUUCUCCAUAUGACACAGCGUAACAAUAUCUGUGUGAUUAUUAGCUGGCACAUUAGCUCGUCUGACAUUAGACUUGUAGAUAGGCUGCAGAAUAUUAAUCAAAACCAUGAAACUGCUUAACACUCACUGUAUUAUAGUACAUGCAGUAGUUGCAUGCAGCAGUUUCAGCGUUUAUAAUCACAGCAUAUUUUUAUCUACAUGGUUUAAUUUUUAUUAUUUGGCAUUUUUCACCAGAUUAUGCAGAUUUAGACCAUAACCAAAACCAUAUCAUUGCACUGAAUGUUUUUUUUUUCUCCACAUAUCUCUUAAGCACUUUUAGAGCUUUACACCAUCAGCUGUUGGCAGGGAAAACAUUUAUCAGAGUGUAUAGAAAUGUGAGAUGAGGUAUAUAUUUGUGAUCAGACUGAGAGAUUCAAGGAGAGGGCAAAGACAAAAAACAACAACUUUGCACUCUUUUAUCUGAACAUUUCUCCAUUUACGUUUGUUCUCUUGUUGGUAUUGCAUGGCAUAGUGUGCCGAAAUGAGGUUUAACUCUUUUUAUCAGUAACUGAAAGUUUGACACAUUUAUUGUAGCUAAAUAUAUUAUAGUAUUUUAAUCAUAUAGGGAUGACCAAUUUAUUCCAUGUGAUAGGGAAAGCCAAUACUUAAGCUGGAUCUGUGAAAUGAUGACAUUUGUGUGUCAUCAGGAAAAUGAAUUGGUACUAUGUAUGCAUGCCACAUUCCAAUCUCGAAAUGUACUGUAUGUGAGUUUAUUAUACAUAUAAAUACAGCUUGUAUAGAAAUGGCAGUGGAUGUAGUUGUAACACAAUCAAUGCCUUUCUAAUAAUCCUACAAUAUGCAAUAAUGAUGAGGUGCGGGUGGAAAACAAAUACGUUGUAUUUUCCACCAAUGGAAAGAACAAUACAUGUCAUUAAAAUGAAAUGCAAUAAGGUGACAUCAGUUAGUCACGUUGGUACUCAGCACUUUACUAUGUUAUGAAGCACUUAAUAUUUGAGGACUGUUACUGUAUGUGUCAACAUUGUACAGUAUGCAAUGUCAUAAUUUGCAAUGUUUUAUUUAUCCUGUAAAGAGUGCCUUUCAUUAAACAUGUAUUCUAACUGUGAAAA
Dicentrarchus labrax (European seabass) is the source of this 4281-nucleotide messenger RNA. Its product is annotated as potassium voltage-gated channel subfamily A member 10. Gene Ontology annotation, molecular function: protein binding; delayed rectifier potassium channel activity. Gene Ontology annotation, biological process: potassium ion transmembrane transport; protein homooligomerization. The record is from RefSeq and is a predicted model, not a curated record. Gene Ontology annotation, cellular component: membrane; voltage-gated potassium channel complex. The coding region runs from base 812 to 2503 and encodes 563 amino acids. Lineage: Eukaryota; Metazoa; Chordata; Actinopteri; Moronidae. The transcript is spliced from 2 exons.